Molecule: messenger RNA, 1621 nt
Organism: Eurytemora carolleeae
Lineage: Eukaryota; Metazoa; Arthropoda; Copepoda; Calanoida; Temoridae
Product: caspase-1
Exons: 4
Coding region: 1-1038 (345 amino acids)
Biological process (GO): proteolysis; apoptotic process
Cellular component (GO): cytoplasm
Source: RefSeq, a predicted model, not a curated record
AUGAGAGAGAACGACUUUUGGAACUCGGACUCUUCUGAUGAAGGAAGAAAUCCAAGAACAAAAUCCGGGAAAGGAGGAAAAAAGAAAAAAAUAAGAGACACCGUAGAUGCUCGUCCCGGGUAUAUCGAGUCCUUGAGUCAACGCCUUGAACCAGUAGUCAUUAGCACUCCUAAGGAUAGUCAUCAUUAUAUUAUUAAAGGACCAAAGAAAGUGAUCGUGUUCAACCACAAGAAGUUCGACGCCAGGUUCCAGCUGAACGAGAGAAAGGGGACCGAGGCGGAUGUGGCCUACAUCGACUCAACUUUCACCAGGCUCGGCUGGGAUGUCCAGGUUUUGGACGACCAGACCAGCGCGGAGAUUACUGACGUCAUCAGCAAAAUUCAAAGUUCCCGGGAAACGGAAAAACUCGCUGCUAUCGCAAUUUUUAUACUCUCCCACGGCGAGGACAACGGUACAGUGUUCGCCUAUGAUUCGAUGUAUCGUGUUGACAACGAUAUAAUCCUCAAGCUGACGGCGGACAAAUGUCCGUUUUUAGCGGGGAAACCUAAACUAAUAUUCGUUCAGGCUUGCCAAGGACAGGAAACCGAUCCCGGAAGCAGAAUACGACGACGUCAUACAAGCCAAGACUCCGCUUCCUCGUACAAAAUCCCAAACUUUGCGGAUUUUCUAAUUUUCCAGGCGUCCUUCUGGAACCAUUACUCCUUCCGUAGCAGCGAUACCGGCUCCUGGUUCAUCCAGGCUCUCUGCUCCAAGAUCAACCUGAGCGAUGAGACGGAUACUCUCCUGGAUACCUUGCUCCUUGUAUCCAGAUCCGUCUCACUGGAGAAGGAGUCGAAUGUGCCAAAUAGACCGAACCUUCAUCAGAAAAAGCAAACUCCACUCUUGUACUCAACUAUGCUCCGGAAACUCUAUCUCAAGGAUCCAUUGGAUAAACCGAUCCGGGGUCUGAUUUCAGGAUCCGUCCCUGCGCUUAAUACUAAUCCGGUUGACUCGGAUUCUAAGGGAUCCGGGAGACAAAAAGAUUGUCUAAUUAUGUAAUUGUUCUUCUUAGAAACUUCGAUUACCUCUGAUGUUCCUAUUUAUUGUUGUGAAAUGAAGCGCUGUUAAGGAUCCGGGUCUUUUCCGGACGAAGUCAGGAUCCGAAUCCGCAUCAAAACUAAAAAUUAGAUUCAAAGCAUAAAAACAAUUAUUAGAUGAAACAUUUUCCUUUGCACCUUAAAGUAAGGAAAAACGCGACCGUUUAAAUUCAUAAACUUUGUUUUGGUGGAAAAAAUACUGGCUUUUAAAUACCACAUUGAUGCAAUUUUUGUCCAUUUAUGUUUUUUUUUUCAAUUUUACUAGCUCAUGAUAUAAACUGCUUAUUUACUAACAUAUAUUAACAUUUUAUUUUACUAGCUCAUGAUAUGAACUGCUUAUUUACUAACAUACAUUUUCAUUUACUCAUAGUUACCAGUCAACCCGUUUAGUUCUUUCUCAUUUACAUUCUUUGUUAAAUAAUUUUAAGUAUUAGAUUUCUCUUAAUUCCCUAAAAUAUGAUCUGCUUAUGACUUCAAAAUAUUCUGUCCAAAAAAAUGUGAUUUUUACAUGUGUAAUCUAUUUUUACAGAAAUAUAUUUUCAGAA